Molecule: messenger RNA, 1990 nt
Organism: Aphanomyces invadans
Lineage: Eukaryota; Oomycota; Saprolegniomycetes; Saprolegniales; Verrucalvaceae
Exons: 2
Coding region: 59-787 (242 amino acids)
Molecular function (GO): RNA binding
Source: RefSeq, a predicted model, not a curated record
CGCACACAGUUCCCCUCACAUUUUUGCAUUUCCAAAUCCGCCAAUUCAACGAUCGACGAUGGGCCGACGAAGCCAAAGCACGUCCCGAAGCGCGUCCCGGAGCCCACGACGCAGAAGUGACCGCCGCGACUCGAGAGACCACCGUGACUCGAGAGACCACCGUGACUCGAGAGACCACCGUGACUCGAGAGACCACCGUGACUCGAAAGACCGCCGUGACUCGCGAGACCGCCGUGACUCCCGUGACCGGCGACGCAGUGAUCGAAGUCGCGAUAGAAGCCGAAGUCGUGAUCGCAGCUCGCGACGUGGAGAUCGCGACCGCCCAGUGCCUCAGAGCUUGCUUGUACGUGGCUUGACGCCCAACAUCACAGCGGAGCAGUUACGCGACAAGUUUUCUCGCCGCGAAGGAGACAUUCGAGACGUAUACAUUCCCAAGGACCACCUCACCGGCGAGCCACGUGGCUUUGCGUUCCUCGAGUUCAACGACAUCCGUGACGCGAGAGAAGUGAAGCAAGCCAUGGACCGCACGAAAAUCGACGGUGUUGAAAUUGGAGUGCUGUUUGCUCAGCAGCGACGCAAGACCCCCGAGCAAAUGCGUCAGCAAGAAGAAGAAGAGCGUCGAAACGGACGAGGUGGUGGCAGACGCAGCCCAGAUCGUGGCCGUCGAUCUACAUCUCAUGGUCGUUCUCGAUCUGUUUCUCCAUCGGAGAAGAAACGUCAACGACGCAGCAGCAGUGGCAGUCCGCGUCGUCAAAGUGCGAGCCCCAAGCACGGCUCCGAAGAUUAAUGUGUCGUUGCAGAGCGUCUGCCGUGGACUGGCGCGCAAGGAUGUGUGCCCAGCCACAACGUUUACCUCAACUACUUCAUCAUGAGGGAGAUUCAUUUAAACGAAUGUGAUCUCGAAGUCAACGCUUGGUGUUGAAGGAAGUCGUCAAAUGAAGGGAAUUAAGAAGGGUCAAUCGCAAGCAACACACGUCUACAUGACGCAAGAUAGAAGGGCUGUUGAACGAAAGCUCAAGAAUAAAGUAGAAGCCGAAGGCGAGGCCACCUCUGUCGCAAGGGAGGGAACCAUUCCCUUCACCGUGGUGCCAUGACUCCAAUGCUGCUUGCUAUCUGUGGUUCGCCAUAAGACCAAGUGCGCAAAAUUGUCUUGACGCGACUAGCCCCCGAUGAGGAUCAUGGGUCGGUUCUGGGCCUUGGCAAUCCCGUGCAUGUUCUGAUGGCCGCCGAGUGCAUACUUCUUUCGCUUGACUGCAGCUUGGAUGACCAAGAGCAAGUCGUCAUCCGAAUAUCCAUGGCGCAUUGCAUCGCGAAGACUCACUUCAGCGUUGCCAAAGAGACAUACUUUGAGGUUUCCAUCCGCCGUGAUCCGAAGGCGGUUGCACCCGCCGCAAAAGUGCUCGCUCAUGCUCGUGAUGAAGCUAAAUUGGCCAGGUGAAUCUGGCAACCUGAACGACUUGGACGUGUCGUUGAGGUGGUUCUCGAGGGGCUCGAUGACGGGGAAUUCGGCGUGCAGCUGCGACAACAUCUCGGCAAACGGGACAAAUGUUUGGUCAUUCCACCGGUUCUGGUCGAACGGCAUCCACUCAAUGAAGCGAACAUCCACGUUGAGAGUUGUGGUGAGUCGCACGAAGUCGACAAUUUCAUCCAAGUUGAAGUCGCGCAUCACAACGCAGUUCAGCUUGACUUGGACGGGUGAAGCCGCUACCGCCGCCUCGAUCGCUGCCCACACUCGUUGGAAUCCUUUGCGACGCGUGAUCUUGGCGAACUUGGCCUCAUUCAAUGUGUCCAGCGAGAUGUUAAGACGCGCAGGCACAGCGCACAGUGCGGCAAGGUGCUUUGACAGCGACAGUCCAUUCGUCGUGAUACCGAGCGAUUCAAUGCCAGGGAUUGCAUGGAGAGAAGUCGCCAACGACACAAUGUCUGGCCGGACGAGCGGCUACAUUAAGGACUGUUUAGUUGCCAUCUUAAUGCAAAUGUCCGUAGUCGA